UUCAGUAUACCACUGUGAGUCUUGACACAGUCCACUGAAAUUCUGAAACAAAACAAAACCCUCAAAAAACCCUAAAAACAGUGUCUUUGUGAUUUUCCUAUACACAAACUAAAAUGGCGUUGCGAUCUGGAUCUCUAUCUCGCUCCUUCAUCUCUUCAGCCAGGAAUUCCCUUCGCCCGGCGGCUCCUUCUCCUCUUCCCCGUCUCCGUCCACCGCCACUUGCCACCCCUCGAACUCAGCCCCGCCUCUUUUCCAUCCCUCCUACCACUUCCAGGAAUUUCGGGCAAUUGGGUUGCAUACAGUCACUUUUACCACUGCAUAGCACGAUGGCUGUAGCGUGUCUCACAUCUCACCUUGCUGUCAAUGCACGAGCUUGUAGCGAGCUGUCCAAUGGUGAUCCUGAUUCCUGAGUUACUUGAGCAAGCUGUUGGAUUUUAAUGGCUGCUUGAGCCAAUAAUUAUGGGGAAUAUUAACUGGGAUGUAAUGGUUGUAAGAAUCUUGAACGAGAGACUCUCAUCUGUUAUGUUUUUUUGACUCCGGAAGGAAGAACCUGUUUUAUAUAUAUUCAAACUGCAAUAGCAUUCAAAAUUAGUUAUUGAUUCUUGUUAUCAUGUUUCUUUCAACUAUUUCGGAAUGAUAGUGUUAUUCAUGG
Messenger RNA from Trifolium pratense (red clover), 652 nucleotides. RefSeq lists its product as uncharacterized. The transcript has 4 exons. Bases 114 to 410 code for a protein of 98 amino acids. The record is from RefSeq and is a predicted model, not a curated record. NCBI's taxonomy places the organism in Eukaryota, Viridiplantae, Streptophyta, Magnoliopsida, Fabales, Fabaceae.